Molecule: messenger RNA, 306 nt
Organism: Aspergillus melleus
Lineage: Eukaryota; Fungi; Ascomycota; Eurotiomycetes; Eurotiales; Aspergillaceae
Product: cysteine-rich PDZ-binding protein
Exons: 3
Coding region: 1-306 (101 amino acids)
Biological process (GO): cytoplasmic microtubule organization
Molecular function (GO): microtubule binding
Source: RefSeq, a predicted model, not a curated record
AUGUACUACGGCUCGCCAUCGACCUCGGUAGGCGGCGGUGCCGGUGCCAGCUCUAGCAAGUCGAAACCUACGUUGGGGAAUACGGGUGUUGGGAAGAGUAAACUCCUCAGCUCCAAAGCCAAGAAUCCCUACGCGGCGUACGCGUCGUCCUGCGAGCUAUGCAAGACCAAGACGGAGCAAGGGAAGAAGUAUUGUCAGCGGUGUGCGUAUCAGAAGAAUGCGUGCCCGAUGUGUGGGAAGAGUUUGGCUGCAAAGGCAUCGAAAGAUCAGCCUGUUGUGCAGGGGCAGAAGUUUAAUUUGAAGUAA